Penicillium atrosanguineum is the source of this 1173-nucleotide messenger RNA. RefSeq names its product fungal specific transcription factor domain-containing protein. The record is from RefSeq and is a predicted model, not a curated record. The coding region runs from base 1 to 1173 and encodes 390 amino acids. The transcript has a single exon. Lineage: Eukaryota; Fungi; Ascomycota; Eurotiomycetes; Eurotiales; Aspergillaceae. Gene Ontology annotation, molecular function: zinc ion binding; DNA binding. Gene Ontology annotation, biological process: DNA-templated transcription.
AUGGCGGUACAUCAGGCACUGAGCCGGGCCGAAUUCAUCAAAUCGCCGGAGAUCUUCACCUUGCAGGCUGCAGUACUAUAUCUACUAUGCGCGCGCGUGGAUGGAGAUACAAGGCUUGUAUGGGUCCAGUCAGCCGUGAUCAUUCGUCUUGCGCAGUCGCAGUGUAUACACCGUGAUGGGAAGAAAAUUGGGCUAGCGCCAUUCGAAACGGAGAUCCGUCGACGUCUUUGGUGGCAUAUUUGCAUAUUGGACAUGCUCUGUUCAGAAGACCAGGGCGUAGAUAUGCAAAUCCGGCCCGGAACUUUUGAUACCCGGUUUCCAAGCAAUGUCGACGGGGCCGAUCUUAAACCGCAUAUGCUAGAGCUUCCGCCCGAGAGGAAGGGCUUUGCAGACAUCACCCUUUGCAUAAUGAACUCUUUCAUGAUUAACGAAGUGCAUCUAUCAACACAGCCCCUGAAUUCCGUCGCAUCACUGCAAGAUAGGAGGGACCUGAUCAAGUCUGUGGGUGCAACCCUCCAUGAGCGAUACCUCGAUCAUUUCAAUCUGGGAAUUCCAAUCCAUUGGGUAUUCGCCACAAUCGUUCGUCUUUACUUAUCCAAAGCAUGGGUCUCGGAACAUAAGCAACUACCAUCUUCAGGUCUGCACGGGCCGCGGUCAGAAUAUCAAAGCUCGGUCUUUCGCACUGCGGUUGAGCUUGUCGAAUUUGCAUAUUUCUUGCAGACAAAUGAUGUCACGACGCAAUGGGGCUGGCUCUGUAGGAGCUACAAGCAGAAAGAGGUCAUUGCUUAUAUUCUCGAUGAGAUAAGCACUCGCCCAAACGAUCCCGAGACGAAUCGUGCUUGGGAAGUAGUGACCAAGACCACAUCCCUGUGGAUGCAAUGUUCCUCGGGCGCGGGUCGCGUGCCCGAGGAGCCUUUGCUUGAGCUCAUCCAACGUGCUGACAUGCUACGAGAAACAAAAAUGAAAAUUCAAACUACCAUACAAAUGGACGGUUUGGUUGGAGAGCCUCCCGUUGGAGAGAACGUGGAUCCCGAGUCGUGGAAUCAAUUUGCAAUACAGCGACUUCUUUUCUCUAGGGUGAAUAUGUCCGGAUCAUACAGUAAUUCAUCUGCUCUUGCAUGGCUCCAGGGAAUCUGGCCCUAUCAAAGCAUCAAUGAUCUGUCAUUUACCUAG